UUUUUUGCGCCGUGUGAUUUGUGGAGCAAUGGGCAAUUUGACAUUCGUAUUCGGCUACAUAAUUUGAGCGUUGUACCUAUAUAAAUUAUAAACACCAACCAUAUAGUUGCUCGUAAUCACCUUCCAUUCCUGCACUUUUUAACAAGUAAAGCUAUCUCGACUUUUGGCGCAAUCCUAUCGUCAGGCGAAAUUAUAGCAAUGGCUAGUAAAACUGUUUUGUUUGUAACAUUGGCCGGCAGUUUUCUGCUGGUUUCCUCGGCUUCGCUGAAUCUCUCAGGUGGUGAAACGGUCGCGGAUCCGUUCUCCGUCGGGGACACUUUAACGAAUUUGGAGACUCAAGUCAACGCGAUGAUGGAUCGCGCCCGCACCCAGCGCGACAAGCGCUACGCUUCCGACGACUGCAGCGCCCUCAUCGACGCCUCGGCGGUCGCGUACAACUCCUGCGCCCGCAUCGUGAGAGCCGGUUACACCAGCCGCAGCUGCCGGGAGACGCGCCUCAACGUGUACAUCGUUCUGGGGGCCUGCCUGCGCGAGGUCACCGGCGUGGAUCGCGAGAAUGUCUUCACCAUCUACGGCGCCUGGAAGCGGUUGGAUCUGUGAGAUGGCGAAGCGGAUGUCCGGCUGAUUCCUCCUUCUGGUCAGCGGAACACAGUACGAUGUUCUUUCAUGAAUUCAUAUAUGCGAAUGCUCAGAAAAGCUGCGAUCUUUAGUGCUUUACCAUAUUACGACCUGUGUCGAAUCAUGUCUGAAAGUUUACUUUUAGUUUGGUUGUGGUUUUUUUUCUGGUAGUUUCUGGCAGCUUAAAUGUUGCGCAUGGAUGACAUUUUUUUAUCUCAUGGUGUUCGAAAAAAAUGGGUCCUUGGUUAUUUUGCGUUUGAAGAAUACUAAAAAGUGGUGUUUG
Molecule: messenger RNA, 901 nt
Organism: Paramacrobiotus metropolitanus
Lineage: Eukaryota; Metazoa; Tardigrada; Eutardigrada; Parachela; Macrobiotidae
Exons: 2
Coding region: 199-600 (133 amino acids)
Source: RefSeq, a predicted model, not a curated record